Molecule: messenger RNA, 3622 nt
Organism: Cyprinodon tularosa
Lineage: Eukaryota; Metazoa; Chordata; Actinopteri; Cyprinodontiformes; Cyprinodontidae
Gene: gja1b
Product: gap junction protein alpha 1b
Exons: 2
Coding region: 274-1437 (387 amino acids)
Biological process (GO): heart development; cell-cell signaling
Cellular component (GO): connexin complex
Molecular function (GO): transmembrane transporter activity
Source: RefSeq, a predicted model, not a curated record
UUUAAAGGCAGAAAGAAUGCGACGCCGCGUUAAAGUGGGCCAGGGGAGGGCUGCUGGUUCCGUUGGACCCCCACCGACAGGACGGAGGAGUUUGGGCCCCUCCGCUUUGACGUAGAGAUCAGGUGACUAGAACUUCUCUGACGGGACUCUUUAAAGGAAAGUUUGAGAAGUUCUGCUCACUUUUCCCUUCGAUUGCUGAACUUGGAAGGAAGUUUAACCAUCAAAGUCCCGCUGGGCUGGCUUCUGUAACCCUGCAGCUCCCACUCCUGAAGAAUGGGUGACUGGAGUGCUUUGGGUCGUCUUCUGGACAAGGUUCAGGCCUACUCUACUGCUGGGGGGAAGGUCUGGCUGUCGGUUCUCUUCAUCUUCAGGAUCCUGGUGUUGGGUACUGCAGUGGAAUCAGCGUGGGGAGAUGAACAGUCUGCCUUUAAAUGUAACACCCAGCAGCCUGGGUGUGAAAAUGUCUGCUAUGACAAAUCCUUUCCCAUCUCUCAUGUCCGUUUUUGGGUCCUCCAGAUAAUUUUUGUCUCCACACCCACGCUCCUGUACCUGGCUCAUGUUUUUUACCUCCACAGAAAGGAACAGAAACUUAACAGAAAGGAGGAGGAACUGAAAGCAGUGCAAAACGAUGGUGGUGAUGUUGACAUCCCGCUGAAGAGAAUAGAGAUGAAGAAGAUGAAAUAUGGCAUAGCGGAGCAUGGCAAAGUGAAGAUGAAGGGGGCCUUACUGAGAACCUACAUUGUUAGCAUCUUUUUCAAGUCCUUGUUUGAGGUUGGUUUCCUGGUGAUCCAGUGGUACAUGUACGGCUUCACAUUGUCUGCAGUCUACACGUGUGAGAGGUCACCAUGCCCACACAGGGUGGACUGCUUCCUGUCUCGUCCAACUGAGAAGACCGUCUUCAUCAUUUUCAUGCUGGUUGUCUCUCUGGUUUCUCUGUUGCUUAACAUCAUUGAGCUUUUCUACGUAUUCUUUAAGAGAAUUAAAGACCGUGUAAAGGGAAAGCAACCACCCACCCUCUACGCCAGUGGAGGGACUCUGAGCCCCACCCCUAAAGAGCUGUCCACAUCCAAGUAUGCUUACUACAACGGCUGCUCUUCCCCAACUGCUCCCCUCUCACCAUUGUCCCCCCCAGGUUACAAGCUGGCCACCGGGGAGCGAGGAACCGGGUCAUGCAGAAAUUAUAACAAACAGGCCAAUGAGCAGAACUGGGCAAAUUACUCUACGGAGCAGAACCGUUUGGGCCAAAAUGGUGCAGGGAGCACGAUUUCAAACUCCCAUGUUCAAGCCUUUGACUUUCCUGAAGAUACACAUGAGCAAAAGAAACUCCCCUCAUCAGCUGGACAUGACCUGCAGCCUCUGGCUCUCAUUGAUGCCCGGCCUUGUAGCCGGGCUAGUAGCAGGAUGAGCAGAGCGAGGCCAGAUGACCUGGAUGUGUAAGCCUUGGCCACUCCUUCCAUGUCUGUCCAACUGUCAAGGUUCCUCUAUGCAGGCAGAAGAUCAGGCAAGGAUUGAUAGCAUGUUCCUCUAAUCUGGGACUAACCUCAGUGGCAGUCCUUAGAGUAGACACUCCUGAGAAAUAAUAAACUUCAUUAAAACUGAAAUGUCUUCUAACCCUUUUUAAAGGUACAGGUUGCAUAUAAUUAAUGCUGUAACUUCCAAAAAUGUUAAAAGAGUAAAAAAACAAACCACUGGACUUGUUUCCAAGUUUAAAAAUGUUUCGCUUCCCAUCUAGGAAGCUUUUUCAAUUCAAAAUUCCUAGAUUAGAGUUGAGUAAAUCUGGAAGCUUUAUAGAGUUGUAAAGGCUUAGAAACUGAAAAAAACACGUCCAUCCCUUGGUAAUGCAGAGUCGUUGAAGUCGUUGUUGGUCUGCUACAACCAUUCACACAUGGACUAUUGGAUGGCAUCAAAAAGGUCAGGUAGUUCAACAAGGGAAUAGUAACCUAGAACAGUUACUGGUUAAUUGAAAUAUAACAAUUCAGAACCCUGGAACUCUAUUUGUCUGGGUUUGGAUCGGUUCUGAUUCAGGUAAGGACACGGCUAAUGGAGAAUGAGCAGAUAGCUGGUAGGAAUGACAGGUUGCUGAAAGGAACCUCAUUUUCAUGUCCUCCUGCCAUAUCAUCUGCUAUUAUUUGCAGCCCCUGUCAAUUUGUCAUCUAUAGUCCAACAACAAGACGGUCCUCUAUAGUCUGACCUUUAAGUUGUCCUCUAUAGUACGACCGUCAUGUUGUCCUCUAUAGCCCCACCGCCAUGUUGUCCUCUAUAACUGGACCAUCAUGUUGUCCUCUACAAACUGACCAUCCUGUUGUCCUCAAUAACCUGACCGUCAUGUUGUCCUCUAUAGUCCGACCAUCCUGUUGUCCUCUAUAGUCCGACCAUCAUGUUGUCCUCUAUAGUCCAACCAUCAUGUCCUCUAUAACCUGACAGUCAUGUUGUCCUCUAUAACCUGACCGUCAUGUUGUCCUCUAUAACCGUACCAUCAUGUUGUCCUCUACAAACUGACCAUCCUGUUGUCCUCUAUAAUGUGACCGUCAUGUUGUCCUCUAUAGUGCAACCGUCAUGUUGUCCUCAAUCGUCCGACCAUCAUGUUGUCCUCUAUAGUGCAACCGUCAUGUUGUCCUCAAUCGUCCGACCAUCAUGUUGUCCUCUAUAGUGCGACCGUCAUGUUGUCCUCAAUCGUCCGACCAUCAUGUUGUCCUCUAUAGUGCAACCGUCAUGUUGUCCUCAAUCGUCCGACCAUCAUGUUGUCCUCUAUAGUGCGACCGUCAUGUUGUCCUCUAUAAUGCGACUCCAAUGGCUUCUGCAUUAGGAACUGAGCUUUCAGUCCAGUGUUUUUGUUUUUGUUUUGAUUGUUGUAGAGAUGUGCUGUUCUGGUUCUGGAGGAAAGACAAACCUCUACCUGUCCCUGUCUCAUCUUCCCACAUGUUUUUAUUUUCUAAUCUUUCUUGGUUACUGCAGCAGACUGAUCUUCCACCACCUGUUGGUUUUUUUUUCUGUAUUACUACAGUUGGUUAUUUAAUGAACAGCAUCCUUGGCUUAGAUACUUGAGUGAAUGUUUUAUUUUUCGUUUAUUUAACUCAUUGCUGCUUGAGGAAUAGAUAUGUAUAGUACUGUAAAUCAAGCUGUCACAGAAAAAUGUGAAUUAUGUUGAAGCCUGGUCAUAGAUCUGGACUAAUGUUUAGUCUUUACUUUCAAUCCAAAUCUGUUUAGGAAAACUAGAUGAAACCUUAUUUGGGGACUUAAUUGCAAUUUAGUCUAAUUUUGUGUCCGUUUUAUUUUUUUCUUGGUACAGACGAAGAUCUUUACAGCUACAGAUAAUUUGCACUGAGAUCUUGCUGUUAAAAGAUGUAACUUGAUGCAACUUGCAUAUGGUGUGUUUUCUGAUAAAUAUGUUACUAAUUUAUUUUAAUAACACAAAGCUAAGCUGUGGUCGGUAUAACAGAGAGUGACCAUUUUUAACAAAUCGGUUUGUGAUCUUUCUUCCUCUUUGUUCCAUAAAUCAGAAGCAAACAUUUGCAGUUUUCUUUCCCAGGGGAUCUGUUAUUGUAAAAAAGACAGACAUUAAAACCAACAUAUUAACUGCCUGUGAAAUGGAGUCUUACCCAAUAAAUGUUUUCAGUCCUCA